Molecule: messenger RNA, 3356 nt
Organism: Dermacentor andersoni
Lineage: Eukaryota; Metazoa; Arthropoda; Arachnida; Ixodida; Ixodidae
Product: CDK5 regulatory subunit-associated protein 3
Biological process (GO): regulation of mitotic cell cycle
Cellular component (GO): endomembrane system
Source: RefSeq, a predicted model, not a curated record
UACUGUGUGGCUCACGGCCGAUGUGUUUGCGUGUUCGUUGCCGUGCGGAAAGUGAAAUCGUGUCAUAUGCUACAGAUUAUUUACGUCAAACAAUCGCAUCACCAUGCAGGACGAGGUCUUGCUUCCGAUUGAUAUCCAAACAAACAAGUUGUUGGACUGGUUGAUAAGCAGACGACACUGCAACAAGGACUGGCAAGCUAAAGCGCUCAUCGUACGAGAGAAGAUCAAUGGCGCCAUCCAGGACAUGCCAGAGGUCGAAGAAAUCAUGAACCUUCUCGCGGGGACAUACAUACACUACUUCCAUUGCCAGAGGAUAGUGGAAAUCUUGAAGGACACGGAGGCCAGCACCAAGAACCUCUUUGGCCGGUACUCCUCCCAGCGAAUGAAGGACUGGCAGGAAAUUAUUCGCCUUUACGAAAAGGACAAUGUUUACCUUGCGGAGGCUGCACAGAUGAUUAUACGCACAGUCAACUACGAAGUACCAGCACUGAAGCGGCAGAUAUCAAAAUGUCAACAGAUCCAAGAGGAAGCAGUCAAGAAAGAGGCCGAUUAUGCCAAGCAUGCCCAGGACCUCAGGGACAGGUACCAGCAAGAAUGCAAGCAGUUGGGCAUCAAGGGCGAGUGUGUCAAGAAGGAGCUUCUCUCACUACUGGACGAGUUGCCGAGCCUCUUUGAAGGUGCUGUCAAGGAACUGCACAAAGCUCAGCCAGCCAUCGACCUCUACAGGCUGUUCCUUGGCUUCACAGUGCCAUCAAGCAAAGCUGAUGGCAGCAACAAGGUGGUGCCGCUCAUGCAGUUUCUUAUCUCUCACGGCAAUGUGACAACAUACCACUGGCGGCACGGCGAACCACCCGAAGUGGUCGAGGAGACGCUGCCUGUGCUGCCCGUGGACAUUGACAAUGGCAACAGCGAGGACCAGAUCGAUUUUGGUGAUCUUGAUAUUGGAACAAGCACCAGCGAUUCCACUGCCACGUCCCCCAACGGAGACUUUGUGCACGUGGGGUUUGGUGACGGCGAAGAGGCAAUUGAAGUCGCUGGCGGAGACGCAAUCUCUUGGGACAUUAGUGUUGAAGCCGACGGCACUGCGGGAGAUGGAACUGCUGAGAAGAUACUCGAGGAGCAGUCGAGUCAUACUGGCGCCAAGGUGGCCAGAGGAGCGGACGCCCUGUCACUGCUUCACAACCCAGAGACGAGAACACAGUUCUUCAAUGAGAUUGAGGAGCUGGAGUGCUUCCUGGCCCAGUGGCUGAGCGAGAUGCAACUGGACGGGGAUGCCCUCUCGGCCAGCGUGCUGCAGCAGGCACCCGCUGAGGUGCAGCUACAGACGCGCGAGUCGGUGCUCGCGCACUUGGCCACCGUACGGUCGUGCCUGUCCUCCCUGACGACGGUGCGCAUGCAGCACCUGUACCAGCUGCACAGCUCGCCCAAGUACGUCGACCGCUUGGUGGAGACGCUCCAGCAGAAGCUGUACCUGGCCGACAAGAACUUGCAGUCGCGAGAAGCUGUUGCCACUCGACGUCAGGAGGCGCUUGAAGAGCAGCAGCAGCUGCAGCCCAAGCUGGACCUCAUCUUGGCCAAGAUACGGCAGCUACAAAAGCAGGUGCAAGAUGACAUCUCAAAGAGGUACAAGGGCCGGCCCGUCAACAUAAUGGGAGGAAUCAACGUCAUGUGAUGACCUCUGUUCUAGCGACACCUAGAGUACUUGCCAGGAGGCUGCUGACCACUGCAAGUGAAUGGCCACCCAUCCCUGAUGGCUUGCUUGGUCACAACCACUUGACCCCCCCUGGCAUGUCAGGCUUCCUGUUGGCUCACAUGAGCUUGAGGCGUGUGUGAAGGGCUUCCUCCAGGACAGAUAGUAAAUAACAAAAGGUAUGCCCAACACAGCCUAAAUAACUGUACACCCUUUAAAGUGUACAUUAAUAGUACUCCUUUUAGAGGGUAACGUCUGCCCCAAAGGGUGUAUAUACAAAAUGAGCACUACACCCGAAAGGGUGUAAUGUUCCCACAUUGAUACUUGUCAUUAGUGCAGCGUGCAUUUCCUUUUUGUUAAAGCCUGAUCAUCUAACAGUGUAAAACAAGAGAUGAACAUAGAAGAGACAUACACAAUGCUGUUUGUCUCUUGUAUGUUUGUCUCUUGCUUUACGCACUUUUAUUAGGUGCUCAUGAAUGACCAACUACCCUGAAUUUCCACUCAUUUUAAGACCUUGUCAGGAAAACCAAGGGACGCUGAGCUACCAUGGUGUUCCUGACAAGAAACACACAAGUUUGAUGGUGAGUAUUACUGUGGCAAAAUUACUCUUUAAAGGGUGUACAGUAUUUAAGUGCGCAUUUUGUAAGAGGAGACGGAUGCCGGGAGAUCAAGUAAAUCAUACAGCUUCUCCCGUGGCAGCAGCUGGCACUUUUGAGUGACAUUUGCGUGGGACGAAUUUCGAACACAUUUCCAUGGUGUUUUAAGCAUGCUGUCACUUGGUUCUAGUGGGCUGUCUCACACCGAAUGACAUCCAUGUCAAUUGGUCAAAAUGUGUGCCAUUGCAUGUAACGAUUAACCAUUAAUGACACAAAACAUACAUUGGCUGUGAUUACAGCAUGGUCAUCAUACAGCAUGAAAUGGACAUGCCGGCAUCAUGUGACACAAUGUCAAAAAUUAUUGUUAGAGUACACAUCACGUGGUUGCCUCUUCAUGAAGAUGGUUGUUAUUACUGUCAGCAUUUGUACAUGCAUAUUACCUCUAAAAAUUUUUACUUAUAUUUACAUGUGAAUUUUCCCUGUAAUAUUAUUUUGCAGUUAGAUAUAUAUAUCAGUCUAUUGACUCCACUGUUGUGUUUGCCCUGGAGAGUGGAUUUAGUGGUGCAUGGUGCAUCAAUCUUAUUUUCAAAGAGUGACUGGAAUAAAGAAGUCAGUGUGCAAUUACCUAUGCAAAGUACUGCUGGAAAUGUAAGCAAUCAUAAUAAAGUCUGCAUGUGGUGCAUGCGUAAAUGUUUUGCAUAAUUUGCUGUGACAUCUCACUGUUGACAUGUCCAAGUGAGUGUAUCUGUGAGCGUCCCUUUCACUGUUAACAUUGCAGAUAUGAACUAUUGCUGUACUCCCAUGCCGUUACAAGCAUGCUUGGAACACCUAAAAUAUUUGUUACUAUUUGGAGUCGCAGAGCAAGUUUAUUCCUUGAGGAAUUGCUGAAAUUGUAUUGGCAAAUGUGUUUAAUGCUAUGUGAUCAACUCGAGGAAAAUUUGAGGUUUGGACUUGUCCUGCAACGAGGCACUGUAUUUUUUCAGAGGGAUCUCGGGAUUUUGUUGUUUCACAUUGGAGCUUCAGACUUUGAAUGUGAUUGAAAUAAACCUGAAAAGGAAUUUCAUUUUGAA